AUGCGUACGAUAGUUUUGCCUAUUGUGGAAAACAAGACGGGCGACCAGGCUGAUAAAAACAACUAUAGACCUAUUUCGUUGGCUACGGUCAUCUCGAAGGUGUUUGACAGCGUGCUCAAUAUAGAAUUAAAUAAGUUCAUAAAGCCGCAGGACAACCAGUUUGGAUUCCGACCUGGAUUGUCUACGGAGAGUGCUAUACUGUGUGUCAAGCAUGCUGUCACAUACUCUACUAGGCGUAAAACUCCAGUUUAUGCAUGUUAUCUUGACAUGUCGAAGGCAUUUGACCUGGUUUCAAAACUGAUGGCCAAAUGUGAGGCUUAUGUGGGAGGUCAUGGUCUUAUCUAUAAUGCAAAGAAAAGUGUAGUGAUGGUUUUUGAGGCUGGAGGUAAAGUACCAAGCAGUGUACCAACUGUAAUGCUUAAUGGUACAGCAUUGCAGAGGGUAUCUCAAUUUAAAUAUCUUGACCAUAUAUUGACUUCAGACCUCAAAGACGACGACGACGACGACGGCGACGACGACGACUGA
Molecule: messenger RNA, 525 nt
Organism: Vanessa atalanta (red admiral)
Lineage: Eukaryota; Metazoa; Arthropoda; Insecta; Lepidoptera; Nymphalidae
Exons: 2
Coding region: 1-525 (174 amino acids)
Source: RefSeq, a predicted model, not a curated record